AUGGUUGCAAUAAAGUUUUCAGAGAACAAUAGCUAUUUCUCUCACCACUGUGAAUUCUUGGCCAGAGGCAACUUGUGGCAGGAGCGUUUUAUGCUGGCUAACAGUUUGAGAGUACAAUUCAUCAAGGCACAGAAGGCUCAACGCCAAGAAGAGUUCAAAGCUUGGUUACAGAAGCUGGAGGCUGCUUGCUCACAUUCAGAGUUUUUCUGUUUUCUGAUUGUUUCUUCUUAUACUAUAGAAAUUGAGGAUGACCAUGUACAGCUUAUUAGCAAAGUGAUAGAUGUAUUACAGAGGUGCAAAUUAAAACUUCCUGGGCGCGGACGAAGAGCUGCAUGUUAUCUACUAACCCGCGGCCAAGAGAUGGUCACCCAGAUCAAAGCUCACGUGGCCUCACUGGAAGGCAUUGCUCCCGAAGAUCAAGUCUUAUUUCUGGCAGUCUCGCCCCUGGAGGAUGAGGCCACCCUAGGCCAGUGUGGUGUAGAGGCCCUGACCACUCUGGAAGUAGCAUGCCGCAUGCUGGGGGGUAAAGUUCAUGGUUCCCUGGCUCGUGCUGGAAAAGUGAGAGGUCAGACUCCCAAGGUGGCCAAACAGAAAAAGAACACAGGCCGAGCCAAGAGGCAAAUGCAGUACAACCGGCGCUUUGUCAAUGCUGUGCCCACCUUUGGCAAGAAGAAGGGCCCCAGUGCUAAUUCCUAA
Messenger RNA from Mastomys coucha (southern multimammate mouse), 696 nucleotides. RefSeq lists its product as uncharacterized. NCBI's taxonomy places the organism in Eukaryota, Metazoa, Chordata, Mammalia, Rodentia, Muridae. Gene Ontology annotation, biological process: translation. The transcript has 3 exons. Bases 1 to 696 code for a protein of 231 amino acids. Gene Ontology annotation, cellular component: ribosome; cytosolic small ribosomal subunit. Gene Ontology annotation, molecular function: protein binding; structural constituent of ribosome. The record is from RefSeq and is a predicted model, not a curated record.